Messenger RNA from Amoebophrya sp. A120, 446 nucleotides. The record is from the annotation of a GenBank genome assembly. Lineage: Eukaryota; Dinophyceae; Syndiniales; Amoebophryaceae.
AGAAGACGCGCAUCAUUGUCGCUUCGCGAACAGGAGCCACGGCUUCAUCCCCCGACUUCGAUUCUUCUACUGUGCAGCCGGCGGAGCAGGAGCGUCGCUUUCCGUGCAUUUUUGACAAUUGCGUGCGCUUCAGCGAUUUCCUUGACCCGGGCCUGAGGGAUCCGAGAACAAGGCGCGCGAUUCUGGAGGAGUAUCUGCAGCGCGGUCAGGUGGUAGUCUCCAAAGGUGAGGAUGAAGGAGGUGUUGCACAACCACCUUUGAAGACGCUUAUUCUCCGGGACUUGCAGGCGACCGAAAGCACGGACGACAAGUUUCUCUGGGUGCAGUUUUGCGAUUUGUUUUCCCAGGUGCAAGACAGUUUCUUCGGCAACGAAAAGACCCGUCAGAUGACAGCGGACGUGGCUGGCCACGCCGCCGACGAGCGACAACAUCCCGACCGGGCUAGG